Messenger RNA from Staurois parvus, 363 nucleotides. The record is from the annotation of a GenBank genome assembly. NCBI's taxonomy places the organism in Eukaryota, Metazoa, Chordata, Amphibia, Anura, Ranidae.
CAGAGUAGUGUACAAGGGGUCAGCAGGGCAAACAACAGGGGCAGUGUACAGGAAACAGAGCUGAAGACAGGGGUCACUGCUGGCAGGGCAGAGGACAGGGGUCGCUGCUGGCAGGGCAGAGGACAGGGGUCGCUGCUGGCAGGGCAGAGGAUAGGAGUCGCUGCUGGCAGGGCAGAGGAUAGGGGUCGCUGCUGGCAGGGCAGAGGAUAGGGGUCGCUGCUGGCAGGGCAGAGGACCGGGGUCGCUGCUGGCAGGGCAGAGGACAGGGGUCGCUGCUGGCAGGGCAGAGGACAGGGGUUGCUGCUGGCAGAGAAGAGGACUGGGGUCGCUGCUGGCAGAGCAGAGGACUGGGGUCGCUGCUGG